AUGUUGCUGGUGAUAUUGUUAAGCUUUGUUGCAUCCACAGUGUCCCUCUUGCACCCCCAACUGUUGAGGGAUUUCGUACUGAAAGAACACCUUAAUGCUGUGAUUGCGUUUCACUGCAACUGGUGGAACCUAUACGAGCUGCAUAGAAUGCUAGCAUUUGAGUCACCAGUCGCGGUGCAAAGUUUUCUACUGAGCUCGGAGAGCUUCUACUCCACCCAUGACCGUGUAAUGUACACCCGUAAUAAUCGUUUUGGUGUUGUAGCGGAUCUUGGGUGCUCCGAAUCGGAGCACUUGCUGAAGUUUUGCUCGGAGAAGUUCUAUUUCAAUGCGUCUUAUCGAUGGUUUUUGAUAUCUGCGACGAAGGGAUUAGAUUCCGCUACUAAAUUGAUCAAUGUUCUGAAUGUCAACGCUGAUACGAGAAUUACGUUGGUUUUUCCUACGAGUGAUGCGGAUGUCAGCGGUAGUUAUCAGCUCUAUGACAUAUUUGGAACUGUUCAACGACGUGGUGGUAAGAUUCAUAUGGUACCAGUUACCGCUUGGACGGCUGAUGCUGGAACUAAUUGGACCACAACUAGCUACAAUACGCGCAAAAAUUUGGGUGGAGUCCGGCUUAAGUCAGUUAUAUCGACCCUGGAAGCUCCACGCAAUGUUACUCUUGAAGAAUACCUUUCGAGCUUGGAUGCCCCAACAAUAUUUCAGUUAAUCUUAGUUAGCAAUUCCACAAGCGGAGUAAUAGGUCCUCUGAAGAAUAAUUUGGUUGAUUUCUCCAGUACACCAUUGGUACUAGAAGCGAAUCGCUUAUCUGCCUACGAACAGACGGUCGAGCUGGCGGAGGGCAAGUAUGCCACAAUGUUCAUCCAUCCGAAGCAUCGUCGCUCUGGAAAUGCGAUAUUGAAACCUUUUCAGGGCUUGGUUUGGGUUUCUAUUGUCAUACUACUAUUCAUGCUUUCCACGAUUCUAACUGUGGUUCUCAUUCGUGGACGGCGUAUUGAGUCCAUCUAUAAUGGUCGACUGUUACUGACCGGCUGCGAAAUCUUCGCUCAGCAGGGCUACUCGGGUCCGAAGUCGUUUUGUUCCUCACGGGUUGUAAUCAUUACGGCAAUACUGUUUUGUCUGAUCAUUCUACAGUUUUAUAUUGCUUCCAUUUACAGCUCCCUACUGGUUGAUCCACCCAAGAAUACUCGCACAUUGGAGCAACUGUUAACCAGUGAGCUGCAUUAUUCGAUUGAAGAGAACAACCAUAACCGUGGUUAUUUCAAUACCACCACCAAAGCUGUCGAUUUGCAGCUCUAUAGGCAGAAAAUUCUACCGGAUCCUUUCGGUUUUACUAACUUCAGUACGGGGAUUGCUUUACUCCAAAGUGGGAAAUAUGCAUUUCAUUGCGACACCGCCUUUGGGUACGCCUUCAUAAAAAAAACAUUCAGCACACAGGAAAUUUGUGAUCUGCAGGAGCUAAAGUUGUCUGCCUCUCGGUGGUUCCACAUUGUGGUCCCGAAGGGUAGUCCACUGAAGGAACUGUUUCGGGUGUCGCUGAAGCAUCUACAAGAGAUAGGAAUAGUGCACUACUAUCGCAGAAUAUUCUACAGUGAGCGACCGGAGUGUCUUAUGCAGAAUCCCACCUAUUUACAGGUUGAUUUGCGGGAGAUAGUUGGACUUUAUUGGUUUCUACUAGCUGGAAUCAUGCUUAGUGCGAUACUAUUGAUGGUGGAAAUAAUGCACGAAAAAUGGAGAAUAUUAUUGGAGGGAAAACAAACGUUAGCAACUUAUCCUGCUUGGUUAGACUAA
This is a messenger RNA of Wyeomyia smithii (pitcher-plant mosquito), 1785 nucleotides long. RefSeq names its product ionotropic receptor 75a-like. The coding region runs from base 1 to 1785 and encodes 594 amino acids. The record is from RefSeq and is a predicted model, not a curated record. The transcript is spliced from 5 exons. NCBI's taxonomy places the organism in Eukaryota, Metazoa, Arthropoda, Insecta, Diptera, Culicidae.